CGCCAUCUACGAUUUUUAGAUGAUAUAUUUUCCGCAUCGACUCCGAAAAAACUUGACUUUAUCAUUGUUUGAGCUCUUAUUACUUGAUUAAAUUAAAAAUGCCUGCCAUCGUUAAACCAGGGGAACUCUUUGUUCAGAUUGCAGGAAUUUCGGGUGCUCUGGCCGUUGCUCUUGGGGCGUAUGGAGCUCAUGGCAUGAAAAAUCAAUCACCUGAAGCGAAACAUACAUUUGACACAGCAAGCAGAUACCAUUUUGUGCACACCUUGGCUCUCUUGGGGAUCCCUCUCACCAAUAACCCUAAUCUGUCCGGUAGCCUGUUGACAUUGGGGAUGGUGUUGUUCUCCGGUACUUGCUACUUUUCUGCCCUGACUGGUUCGACGGCUCUCAACAGACUGGCCCCCAUCGGUGGCAUGACCCUCAUUGCAGGAUGGGCGUCCAUGGCUCUGGGUAAUCUGAGAUAACUCGGCUUUAAAUAGGUUCCUUAAAAUAGGCUACUCUAAAAAAAAACAGGACCCUAGCUGUUCCGUAAACCUAAUUGUUAACGAUAGCAAGUUACCAUAACUGUUUUAAGCUACUGAAAUCAUUGCAUUUGGACUUGGUUGGCCGAGAGCAAAUUUGUAAUAACAUUUUGGCACUUGUUAUUGAAUAUUCGCAUGUGUGAAAUGUUCUUGAAUUUCAUGAUCGGUUCAGAUUCACUAUGUGAAAUGAAUGAAUCAUAACUGAUACAUGUACAACUGAAUUUGUUCGCAAUUUGGGAAAGUUUUUUGUCUUCUUGAAAAUGUUGUUGUUUUCAUGAAUUUUACGAUUGGGUCAGAUUCAUGAUAAUUUAGUGAAAUUAAUGAAUUAUAACUGAUACACCAGAAUAUUUUGCAAUUUGCAAAUGUUUCACGCGGGCAGAAAUUGUUAUUACAAAAUGCGGAAGUUUCUGGUUUUAGAAUACGUUAAUUGACCCCUUCUCUGACACCAAGUUUUGGACGAUUGUCAGGAAAAAAACCUACAAGUGUUAAGGCCUGCUUGUUCAGCUACGAUGUGGCCAAACCGCAGCGAUUUUUACAACAUAAAGUGUAAUACACUUGACAUUUCUGUGUCUAGCAGUAACGCGUAGCUCAAUACGCGCAAGUCCUUUGUUGUGCGCAUGCAGUUGCCAUUCAUUUACACAUAUGAAAAAACCUGUGGGGCUUUUUCGCUGCAGUUUACUGCGAUAUAUCUGAACACUUGCCAUGUCAAUUUGACACUUAUGUUUUAGCUAAACGUUCAUUGUAUCAUAUUAUUUCUAAAUGUACCGGUCUCUAGCUAGAGGGGUCAGGGUCUACACACUAAAAAGUUGUUACUAUCAAUGCCAAAGGUGUAUAUUGUCAUCAAUCACAUUCAUAGCUUUAUAAACCAAAAGAGUUUAAUUUGUUUUUGAUCUUCAAGAUGAAAAGUCUGUCUACUUCCCAUUUUUUUAAAAAUGUUUAUGAUUACAUGUAAUUAAAGUGAUGAGUAAGUUAUUUCCUUCCUGCAAUAUUGUUUUUGUGCACCACUAACAAUGAUGAAGGUGGUGUUAACCUGUGUACACUGUACUUAAAAAUAUUAGUACAAUCAUUGUUUUCCAAUGUUAUGGUUGGGUCUUGCAAAGACAUAAUUUUGUUGACAUUUGGCCAAUAUUUUCAUUAUCUAUAAUAAAUUGUUAUGCUAAACACAAAAAAUAGGCAAGUUCCCCUGAUCGAGCAACUCCUCAUAAUUUGUUUACUAGAAAUUUUUGAACAAAUGUUACAUAUAAGGGACUGUGACCACAUGUGGUUCUUAUGUAACUUUUGUGUGGUAAUCAGAUCAAGUUAUGCUUGAAUGAGCACGCUAUAAAGACAAAAUGACCACAUUUCAAAAUCUACUUGUAAGGUUGUCAUUUCUCUGGUGUACUGAGAAACAGUCAAAUUCAUGACAAAAGAUCACACAGAAUGUAUAUACAUGCAAGAACCCCACAUCAGGCACAGUCCCUUCUAGUUAAAUUUAUUCAAAAAUAUUGUAUAUUUGGUAAGUAAUACUAAUUCUGUUUGUCAUGUCACAUGUAAAUUUAUUUCUCUGUUUGAUGGCUAUGUUGUUUUAUAUAUUGGUAUAAUAAUUGAUUGAAGAUACAAUAAAAAGACAUAAAGAUUGAAAA
This is a messenger RNA of Strongylocentrotus purpuratus (purple sea urchin), 2140 nucleotides long. RefSeq names its product transmembrane protein 256 homolog. The transcript has 4 exons. NCBI's taxonomy places the organism in Eukaryota, Metazoa, Echinodermata, Echinoidea, Camarodonta, Strongylocentrotidae. The record is from RefSeq and is a predicted model, not a curated record. The coding region runs from base 99 to 461 and encodes 120 amino acids.